Molecule: messenger RNA, 462 nt
Organism: Schizophyllum commune H4-8
Lineage: Eukaryota; Fungi; Basidiomycota; Agaricomycetes; Agaricales; Schizophyllaceae
Exons: 6
Coding region: 1-462 (153 amino acids)
Source: RefSeq, a predicted model, not a curated record
AUGGCACCCCCUCAGGCAAUAUCUGCUUCACACCCCGCCUCCGUGGUCUUCCUUCUUCACAUCCUCACCGAACUCCCCCUUGCCGUCCAGGGGAUGUUAUGGCCGACUUCACUCCCCUUCAUCCAGCUCAACAACACCGUCGUUGUUAUCAUGAAGCUGUAUUCUGCGCUCGUCUUAGGCACCUGCGCAACUGCUCUCCUAUGCUGGAAACUUCCCGAAUUCUUGCCCGGGAAACGCGCUCUCGCCAUCGGGCUCUGCAUAUAUCACACUGCGCUCUCCACCGUGCUUUACCAAGCACCGCGCUUCAUCCCCCAGUCGUUUGGGCAACUUGCUGAAUCUCUGAAAAUCACGCCCGAAACCGCGUGGGGCACGUUGCAUGGCGUGCUCGGGCUACUGUUUGUCGCCUGGUGGCAGUUGACGGUGCCUAUCGCAGCCGCGAUGGGCCAGGCCCGUCCUCAGUAA